Molecule: messenger RNA, 2376 nt
Organism: Klebsormidium nitens
Lineage: Eukaryota; Viridiplantae; Streptophyta; Klebsormidiophyceae; Klebsormidiales; Klebsormidiaceae
Source: the annotation of a GenBank genome assembly
GUGGAGGGAAGGUGAAGGAAGGUCGUUUUCUCCAAACGCAGACUCUAGUCUAGCUAGGUGCAUGGCAGCAUUGAGCAGGGUGGUAGGCAGGACAGCCAGUGUCAUGCGCAGCGAAGCCUAGGGUCCAAGGAGUUCUGAGUGUCUACAAGCGGAUUUGAUAAGGUCGCAGUUGAUCGUCUCACUGACUGUGAAUGAGGGCCCCUCCUCGACUCCGCACUCGCUUAGUGCACAGGACACACAUUCAGAGCUGGCUCCACUGGAUUCAAACCCAUUGGUAUGGCAACAUGUUGCAGCAACGUAGGAGCCGAUUAUCGCUACUAAGGCAGCGCGCUUUGAUUGCAUCGCACACUUGCUGAGCCACCAUUUCUUGAUCAUAUCAGAGAGUCCCAUUUCAAUCAUGCAAAGUUUUUCAGUAGCGUCAGAAAAGCACCAACGGACGCUCAAGGACAAUGAAUGGCUGGGCUUGGCUGCUGCAAUUUAUGCUGCGGCAUGUUCAGGUCUCACCUAUUCUUUUUCGGUCUACUCUGAGCAUCUCAAAGAGACGCUGAACUGGUCGCAGACCCAAAUCGACGGGCUCGGAUCUAGCAAGGACUUUGGAGGGGGUUACGGUAUUCUAACAGGACUGCUCUACAACUUCUAUCCCCCUUGGGUCUCUGUCCUGAUCGGUGCCAGCUUCAAUUUGGCAGGCUAUCUGGGGAUAUGGCUGACGAGCCUGAAGGUGAUCACACCCCCUUACUUGAUGGUCUGCGCAUUUAUGGUGGUCGGCUCAAACGGGGAGCCCUGGGUGUCAACUGCCAUCAUGGUCACCAACAUGCAGACUUUCCCUUUGGAGCGGGGCUACGUUGUCGGGCUACUGAAGGCGUACCUCGGAUUGAGCACCGCAAUGUUUGCACGAGUCUACACGAGCUUCUUCGACGGCUACCCCAGCCGCUUCAUCCUGUUGCAAGCAGUGGGGCCGUUUGUCUUGCUAACCGCCGUCAUGGCCUUCAUCAAACCGUACCCCAACAAGCAGGACACGGAUCCGCACGACAUCGCGAAACGGUUUCGGUGGUCGUAUUACAUCAUUCUUCUUCUGGCGGGGUACCUCUUCGUCACCAUUAUUCUUUCGGAAGCGUUUGUGUUGGGGGUGGGCACUCAGCGGGUGCUGACCACCGUCAUGAUCGCCAUCCUUUUCCUACCACUUGGGAUGCCGUUUAUUGGACGUCGGGAAUAUGAGCGGGCCGCCAUGGAAUCGGACGCUACCGAAAUGGUCUCGCCCGAUCCGGACAACGAGGACGGCAGCAAGCUGCUGCAGGAGGAGCCCAUUCACACCGAGAUGCCGGAGCUGACUUUGUGCGAGAGCGUGCAGACAGCAAACUUCUGGCUGUUGGCCGCCAUCAUUGCAGCUGGCACGGGAAGCGGCUUGACGAUCAUCAACAACUUCGGGCAGAUUGCGCGCUCGUUUGGGAACGCGCGCAUCUCGUCCUUCAUCUCGCUCUUCAGCAUCUGGAACUGUCUCGGGCGCCUUCUGGCCGGGUACUCAUCUGAAUGCAUUGUUCGGGCGGGCUAUCCCCGGCCGAUCGCCGCCGCUGUCUUCACAUCGCUUAUGGGCUUGGCACUCCUGCUCCUGGCAACAGGCGCGGUCUACUCAUUAUACGUGGGGUCGGUUCUGGUGGGCCUUUCCAUAGGCGCUCAUUGGGCGCUCAUGCCGGUGCUGACGUCAGAGCUGUUUGGGCUCCAGCACUACGGGGCGACAUACAACACCAUCACGGUUGCCGCCCCAACUGCGUAUAAAAGCGUCCGAAGUGGGGGAGUACUGAUGAGCGUUGAUUCGCUGGGCAACGGCGAAGUGGCGCUGAGUGCGAAAUUCGGCCGGCAACAAGAUGCAGCGUCCUUAUGCAGUGCGGUCAGCUUCUACGGAAGAUAAUCAAGUUGCCGUCGGCUAUGUAUGCGGCCUUCCAUAGAUCUCAAGGUUCACUUGAGCCCCUCGCCAUAACUCCACUAAAACCCUAGUCGGUGCUGGGUUGUGACAAUGCCCAUGACAAGCAGGCUUGCUUCCAGAUUGGUUGUUGCUUUGUAGGAGACGUGUUGGGACUUGAAGGGGUAUCAAAUCAAGAGAAUCCAAGCACGUACAGGAGGCUAAAGCUCACCGCUAAUUGUCACAUGAAACGAUGGAGCACGCAAGUACGCCACGUUAAAUUAUUCCAAGCACUGGGCGCCGAAGUUUCAGCGUCAUUUGCAGACCUGACGACCAAAAACUCAGAACAAGAACGACUGACAGCAGACAUAGAACUGUACAUUGCAUGCAUGCGUAAUAGUUGCUCCCUUAUGAGGCUGGUAGGUGAACUUUCAAUAACCUGAUAACCUUUCUAGCUUGCAUGUCCGCAAGUAGGCACU